Tripterygium wilfordii is the source of this 2003-nucleotide messenger RNA. RefSeq names its product omega-3 fatty acid desaturase, chloroplastic-like. The transcript has 8 exons. Gene Ontology annotation, biological process: lipid metabolic process. Bases 321 to 1688 code for a protein of 455 amino acids. Lineage: Eukaryota; Viridiplantae; Streptophyta; Magnoliopsida; Celastrales; Celastraceae. The record is from RefSeq and is a predicted model, not a curated record. Gene Ontology annotation, molecular function: oxidoreductase activity, acting on paired donors, with oxidation of a pair of donors resulting in the reduction of molecular oxygen to two molecules of water.
GAAAUUUCGCACGCUCCAAUUCUAACAACCGACCUCUUGUUCUUUUACCGUUUAUAUAUUGGUAAUCUCCUCUUAGAAACGCUUUGUCAUUCAAAUCUUGUGUUUAAGGAAAGAAACAUUCGCAUUAGGAAAAACAAUCAGGGAGAGGAAACGUGAGGUGGUUGUUCAAAGAAGGCUAGAGACCUAGUGUUAUCUGAUCUACAUCCUUCAUAUCUCCAGUCAUAUAUUUGCUAUUUUUUUUGGCCUCACGGUUGUGUUCUAUAAAGUAAAAUACUCUGUUUCUCGGAGACCCGGAGCCGAAUUCUGCAUCUGGGUCUUCAAUGGCGAGUUGGGUCUUAUCAGAAUGUGGUCUAAAGCCUCUGUCUCAGAAUUUCCCUAGACCCAGAACUGGUGCCGUCUCCAACAACCACACAAAGCACAGAUUCUUGCAAUUAAAUAGGAGUUCGAUAGAUCCAAGUUUUUCUCCAAUCAAAUUAUCUAGCGGGUGUUUCAGAGAGAGGAAUUGGGGGUUAAGAGUGAGUACUCCAUUGAGGGUCGCGCCUCUGAAUGAGGAGGAUAAGAGAGAAGAGAUAAUCAAUGGGGUUAAUGAAGCCCAAGAAGGAGAGGAAGCCGAGUUUGAUCCUGGCGCGCCGCCGCCGUUCAAGCUUGCUGAUAUUAGAGCUGCCAUACCUAAGCAUUGUUGGGUUAAGGAUCCUUGGAAGUCAAUGAGCUAUGUUGUUAGGGAUGUUGUGGUGGUAUUUGGGUUGGCUGCAGCCGCGGCUUAUCUCAAUAACUGGCUCGUCUGGCCUCUCUAUUGGUUUGCUCAGGGGACAAUGUUUUGGGCUCUGUUUGUUCUUGGUCAUGACUGUGGCCAUGGCAGUUUCUCAAACGAUCCAAAACUAAACAGUGUGGCUGGGCAUCUGCUGCAUUCUUCAAUCCUUGUGCCUUACCAUGGAUGGAGAAUUAGUCAUAGGACUCAUCAUCAAAACCAUGGUCAUGUCGAGAAUGAUGAAUCAUGGCACCCGUUGUCAGAGAAAAUAUACAAGACUUUGGAUAAUGUGACACAAUUCUUGCGGUUUAAAUUGCCUUUUCCAAUGUUUGCAUAUCCUUUUUACCUUUGGAAUAGAAGUCCUGGGAAGACUGGUUCUCAUUUUGACCCAAAUAGUGAUUUGUUUGUCCCAAAUGAGAGGAAAGAUGUGAUUACUUCCACCAUUUGUUGGACUGCCAUGGCUGCUUUGCUUGUGGGUUUAUCCUUUGUGAUGGGUCCAAUUCAAUUGCUUAAACUCUAUGGCGUCCCAUAUUGGGGUUUUGUAAUGUGGUUGGAUUUGGUGACUUACUUGCAUCACCACGGUCAUGAAGAGAAACUUCCUUGGUACCGUGGAAAGGAAUGGAGUUAUCUAAGGGGAGGGCUUACGACACUUGAUCGUGAUUACGGGAUAAUUAAUAACAUCCACCAUGACAUUGGAACUCAUGUCAUACACCAUCUCUUCCCUCAAAUCCCACACUAUCACUUAAUUGAAGCAACUGAGGCAGCAAAGCCGGUGCUCGGGAAAUAUUACAAAGAGCCAGAGAAGUCCGCACCUCUGCCUUUUUACUUAAUUGGAGUUUUGAUUAGAAGCUUGAAAAAGGAUCACUAUGUUAGCGACACUGGCGACGUUGUGUACUAUCAGACUGACCCUAAGCUUACUGGCUUACCUAAAUCACAAUGAUCGAACAUCUAUUAUUUCCUGGGGUAGACCAUAAAACUGCCUGGUGCAGAAUUUUUUUCGAGAUUGUGUUGCCCACGGAAAAGAAGUAUCAGACACCCUCAAAGGCGCGACUCAUAUGUUAGUGAAGCAGAAGAUGUAGAUAGGGGAUUUAUAAGUUAUUCGUUGUCACAGUGAAGAAAUUCACAUAUUUAUUAGAUUUGAAGAUGAAAUCGUCUCUUCUGAUUUCUGAUAAGCCUUGUGUAUUAUUUGAACCAAAUUUCAGAAAUUGAAGAAACUGAUGAGAUAGAUAAAUUUUCAAUGAUCCUGUUCUCUGCA